Molecule: messenger RNA, 2106 nt
Organism: Sparassis crispa
Lineage: Eukaryota; Fungi; Basidiomycota; Agaricomycetes; Polyporales; Sparassidaceae
Exons: 1
Coding region: 1-2106 (701 amino acids)
Molecular function (GO): protein binding
Source: RefSeq, a predicted model, not a curated record
AUGGAGACGUUUCGGUCCUUUGUGGAUCAAAACGAUGUAAAUGGCGUACAUACUUCGUACCGGGCCCUCAAGGAGUAUCUCCCGGAUACUCCUACUCACAGGACGGCAGAGAUGGUUUCCAUUGACCGCCAGGUGGUCGUUGGAGCACUGACGGUCCUAGUCACCUCUGGGUCACCGGCGGACCGUGCGCUUGCGGAGGAGAUUCUCGCCGACUCAACUCGUCUUGGGAUUGAAGCGUAUCUGCUUUACGACGCUAUAUUUCAAAGCUUUCUGGGUCGCGGUGCUCUCCAAGACGCGUUCACUUGGUUGAAUCAUAUGCACCUCAAUCCUGGAAGGUGCAAGCCGCAGGGCAUCCAUUAUUUCAGCCUUCUGCGAGCAUGUGGAACGCACAAAAAUUUCCGAUUCGCGCUUUCGAUUGUUGAAUCCAAGCAACCGCCUACGUAUGCGACGUACAGGACCCUGUGCAAGGCACUAUCUCGGAGUGGUUACACCCUGAGCGUUGUCGAACUCCGUGACCUCGUUACCAGUAUGAAAUCAUACGGUGUCUCCUUCGAUCCUUAUCUUUUACGGUUCAUCGUCGAUGGUUACUCAAAUGCUGGACGUUUUGACCUUGCAGAGGAAGCAGAGACUCUUUACUUCUCCGCAUUCGAUGUUCAUUCUGACCUCCGCUCUGCUGACUUCAAUAAGGACCGACGCUUGUCCGUAUCAGCCAAGAAAAAUGGAAAGUGGUCCGCGCUCAGCCUGUAUAACAAGUUCCGAGAGGAAGGUUUUUGUGCUACACAGAGUACUCUGCAGGGCGUGCUGCAUCGCACGACAGCCAUUCCGGUGUUACGCUUCUGGGAAAGGGCCUUCUCUAUGCAAGCUGGUCCAUACGUAUGGGCCAAGAUUAUCCGCAACGCCAUUGAAGUAAACCGAUUGUCUACAGGUCUUGAUCUGUAUCAAUCUGCGAUUUCCUCGGGUAUACAUCCGACGAACAGUAUGCUUCAUCCUAUUCUUCGUGCACUGUGUGCUUCAGGCCUGCGCCCUCCCAGUGACGCUGCCGUUGACCGUGCCUGUGAUUUGUACCACGAGUACGUUCGCCUCAAUGACACGCCCCAAACACGGUCAGAAUCCAAUGAGGCAGAAAAUGGAUCUUCCGUGAACUCCACACAACCGGACGCGCCCAUCUACAAUACCCUUCUCCGCGCCCUUUGUUCUUCAUCCAACACGGAGAAAUAUUUCCCCAUAGCACUCUCGCUCUUGGAGGACAUGCGGUCGCGCAAACUGUCGAUGGACGAUAUGACACUCACUUCCGUCACCGUCCUCCUUAUGCGUUCAUCAUCGAGUUUCACUGAGGCGCUCAAAGCCUACAGACUCGUCUGUCAAUCACAGGACCGUCUAUCCCCCCUACAGAUGGAGGGUUACUCCGCAAUACUGAAUGCAUACUGCAAAUUAUCCGAUCGUUUCAAAAAGGUUCCCCCCGCUCGUCUCUACUUCGAGAUCGUCCAGGACAUGCGUCUCGCUGGCCAUGAUAUAACACCGCAUGUGUACACUAUUCUCCUCCAGCAGCUCGCUAAAUUGGCUAGACUGGAUCCCAGUCUCCGAGAUCAGGUUGCCUCAUCGGUUCGGCGAGUUCACGACUUCCUAAACGUUGAGGCCUCGUUGAAGCCAGACACCGCCUUGUGGAACCAGUUGAUGGAUUCCUAUCAGCGUGCAGGUUGCUUCCUGGAAGCGUACCGCAUAUGGGAAUCGUUGUAUAGGUCGCACGAAUUCGACGCUACGAGCAUUAGCGUCAUCCUCGAUGCAUGUGGAUACGCAGGCCAAUACGAUACCGCCCUGCAGAUUUACUCGGACUUGGUGGACAGCGGGUUUCAGUUUGACCUACGCAAUUGGAAGAACUGGCUGGAAUGCCUGUGCCGGUUAGACAAGGUCGAUGAGGCUCUGAAGGUCCUUUGCCUGGAGAUGGGCGAGGGGGCAGGUAACGUGGAGCCGGACGAAGAAAGCGUGCGGAUCGUGCUCAAGUUUGCUACUCAUACGAACUUCGAAGGGGAGGCACGUGAUCGUGUUAAACGAUACCUACCCCACCUUUGGAAACAAAUGAGCCAGGAGAGGCGAGUCGUAUUCUGA